Molecule: messenger RNA, 516 nt
Organism: Acomys russatus (golden spiny mouse)
Lineage: Eukaryota; Metazoa; Chordata; Mammalia; Rodentia; Muridae
Gene: Tmem42
Product: transmembrane protein 42
Exons: 3
Coding region: 13-456 (147 amino acids)
Source: RefSeq, a predicted model, not a curated record
GCGGCGGGCCUCAUGGCGUCGGCGGCCGCCUAUCCCGACUCUCCGCGGGAGCUCCCCGCUCGCCUGCAGGCCGGCGCCAUGCGACGCCGCUUCUGGGGCGUGCUCGACUGUCUGUGCGCCGGCGUGUUCGGGGCGCUGGCCGCCGCCGCCGCCAAGCUGGCCUUCGGCAGCCAGGUGAAUAUUGGCUUAUGUGUCUUAGGCGUCAUUGCCAUGGCGAGCACCAAUUCUCUGAUGUGGACCUUCUUCAGCCGGGGGCUCAGUUUCUCUAUGUCUUCAGCCAUUGCGUCUGUUACGGUGACUUUUUCAAACAUACUCAGCUCGGCCAUCUUAGGCUACGUGCUGUACGGAGAGUGCCAAGAGGUCUUGUGGUGGGGAGGAGUGUUCCUCAUCCUUUGUGGGCUCACCCUGAUCCACAGGACGUUUCCUCCCACCUGGAAGGCAAGCAAGCAGCAGUGACACCAGUUGGUUGGAUAGACCGACUGUAAAGAUGACUGUGAUGCCCAGCUGUGGGUUGGC